CAGUGUUGAACAGUGUUCGGUCGACACUCGGAGCGGUGUGUACCAUCGCUCAGAACGACUAUUAAAAAAAUUAAGAAAAAUAAAUCCGCGUCGGUUUUUCUAUAUCAUCUGUGCUCUAUUCAUUUUUUUUACACAAAAGUGAAGAAAUAUUUUAUCUACUUUCCUCGAUUAAGUGGAUUUUGUUUUAUAGAAACAACAAUGGCAACAUCCGUCCUACAGCCAGAAGAUUGCCGUCGUGAGCAUGAACCCAAACCCGACAUUGAUUCCCCACGGCUGACUGAAGAUGAACGCACAUAUAUCCUGGAAGGCAAAGAGAGGGAAACUGGGGAACUUCCACCAGAGCUAAGAGAGAAAGCCAGGAUCGAGCUGCGGGAGGAACCGGCGCUUCGAGAGCAGGCGUUGGCGCAGAUGAGACACUUCAUUGAAAAACAUCCAGCUAUCAGGAAAUGCCGAACUGAUGCACCUUUCCUUCUACGAUUCUUACGCACAAAGAAAUAUUCGAUACCGCAAGCUUGUUCUAUGCUGGAGCGGUAUUUAACGAUUCGUCAAAUGUAUCCCAAUUGGUUCCAAAAGCUCGACCCCUUGGACCCUAAGGUUGCAGCAGUUAUUGACGCAGGGUACUUGGUGCCUCUACCUAAAAGAGACGCUGAAGGAAGAAGAGUCGUACUGUCAUGUAUGGGUCGUUUCGACCCGCAUUUGUACGAUAGCUGCGUGAUGGCGCGCGUUCAUUCAAUGAUCGUGGAACUUCUCCUCGACGAGCCGCGUUCGCAGCUGCUCGGAUACAUGCACGUCAACGACGAGGCCGGCAUGCAGAUGCCGCACGUCAGCCUCUGGUCACUCACAGAUGUCCGCAUCAUGCUCAAUUGUAUACAAAAUUCUACUCCAAUGCGCCACAAAUGCACACAUUUUGUGAACAUCCCACAUUAUGGAGUAAGAUUUUUCGAAUUCGCUGUAUCCUUGCUGAGUGACAAAUUGAAGGAUCGUGUUAUGUUCCAUCGUACAUCGGAAGAUUUAACAAAACACGUGGAUCCAUCAAUCUUGCCCAAAGAAUACGGGGGUACUGUGCCUCUGAGGGACAUGGUAGAAGAACUCAAGAGGAACCUGCUUAAGCGUAGAGAGGAAUUGCUUGCUUUGGACGAAAUGUGCGUCGAUUUGUACGCUUUGGAGAAAAAUGAUCUAACCCAAGAUAUACAUUCGACCGCCGGAUCGUUCCGGAAAUUGGAACUCGAUUGAUUUUUUUUUGUAUGUGUGUUAUGUAAUACACACACAUAACAGAACAGAUGUGAUUUUUUAUAUAUACUAAGUAAUUCUCUUUAAUUAUAAUAAAAAAAAAACAAAACAGAGAUUUUGAUACAUUAGUAAAACUAUAUAAUAUUUUAGAAUUACUGGUUAGUUAUAAGCCUAAAAAAUUAAUAAAAUAGAUUUAAUUUUCUCACAAAAAAAGAAGUAAAUUUCAAAAGUCAAAAUGGAAAAUUUCCUUAAUUUGUAUAAAGAUGAUUUAUAUUGCACGAAACAUUCCUUAAUUUUACUUAGAGAUCUCAAGUUUUAUUAUCAUCAAUCAUUUUCUCUUGACAAUGCGUUUCAAAUGUUGCCAACGUAUAAAAUAAAUGACAUCUGUCAAAACAUGGCUACGACCAGCUACAGCAAUUAGUAGGUUAGCCAAUACGUCUGGUUUACUGGCAUAAUGUAUUUUAUAACCAAGAAGUAUUUUUACCCACAUAAAAAGCAAUUUGAAAGAUUAUGUUAAGCUCUUGACAGUAUGGCAUUAAAGAUCAUUUGCAUAACAUCGUUCAAAUGCAGGAAGGUUAUGGUUAAAUAUUUUCAUUUUAAGAAAAAUAUCCGUGGUUUUUUUUUAGUAACUAGUUAGCUAAAGGCAGCCGUCGGUGGAGUCACGUUACCAUUAAAUCUGGUUAAAAUCUUCAUUGUCCACUGACAGUGGUUAUAAUAAUAAUUUUACUUAGAAUAAUGUUAGGCAUUUAUCAAUUUGCCGACUUGACAACCUGACUGCUGCUUCAUUUGUGUCUAUAAUAUUAAUUCUUUUAUUUUAUAAGAUCUUUACUACUUAUGGGAAAAGCGCUGACUUCUGUUUUAAAUAAUAAAUGUUUUAUAAUUAGG
Molecule: messenger RNA, 2115 nt
Organism: Papilio xuthus (Asian swallowtail)
Lineage: Eukaryota; Metazoa; Arthropoda; Insecta; Lepidoptera; Papilionidae
Source: RefSeq, a predicted model, not a curated record